AUGGUUCAUCUUGGUCCCCGAAAACCCCCGUCCCGAAAGGGCUCAAUGGCAGACGUCCCGCGGGACCUGCUGGAGCAAAUCUCCCAGCUUGAAACCAUCUUCACCGUUUCGCCCGAAAAGCUGCGUCAAAUCACCGACCACUUUGUGUCCGAGCUCGCUAAAGGCCUCACAAAGGAGGGUGGAGAUAUCCCCAUGAACCCCACCUGGAUUCUGGGAUGGCCCACCGGAAAGGAGAGCGGCUGCUAUCUGGCUCUCGACAUGGGUGGCACCAACCUGCGAGUUGUCAAGGUGACUCUGGACGGCGACCGAGGCUUCGACGUCAUGCAGUCCAAGUACCACAUGCCCCCCAACAUCAAGGUCGGCAAGCAAGAGGAGCUGUGGGAGUACAUUGCCGAAUGUCUGGGCAAGUUCUUGGCCGACAAUUAUCCUGAGGCUCUUGAUGCCCAUGAGCGAGGACGAGAUGUCGACAGAACCGCUGCGCAGAGCUUCACUCGAGACAAGUCUCCUCCUCCCCACAACCAGCACAUUUCGUGUUCUCCUGGCUUCGACAUCCACAAGAUUCCUCUCGGUUUCACCUUUUCAUAUCCCUGCUCUCAGCCCGCCGUCAACCGAGGUGUACUGCAGCGAUGGACCAAGGGUUUCGACAUUGAGGGAGUCGAGGGCGAGGACGUGGUCCCCAUGCUGGAAGCUGCCCUCGAAAGAAAGAACAUUCCUAUUUCCAUCACCGCCCUGAUCAACGACACCACCGGAACUAUGGUGGCCUCCAACUACCACGACCCCCAGAUCAAGCUGGGUAACAUCUUUGGUACUGGUGUCAACGCCGCCUACUACGAGAAGGUCAAGGACAUUCCCAAGCUCAAGGGUCUCAUCCCCGACAGCAUUGAUCCCGAGACCCCCAUGGCCGUCAAUUGCGAGUAUGGAGCCUUCGACAAUGAGCACAAGGUUCUCCCUAGAACCAAGUGGGACAUCAUCAUCGAUGAGGAGUCUCCCCGACCCGGUCAGCAGACCUUCGAGAAGAUGAGUGCUGGCUACUACCUGGGAGAAUUGCUUCGUCUGGUUCUUCUGGACCUGUACAAGGACGGGUUUGUGUUCGAGAACCAGGGCAAGAACGGUCAGGAGCUUGGAAACGGCAACAUCAACAAGUCGUAUUUCUUCGACACCUCUUUCCUGUCUCUGAUUGAGGAGGAUCCCUGGGAGAACUUGACUGAUGUCGAGAUUCUCUUCAAGGAGAAGCUUGGUAUUAACACCACUGAGCCCGAGCGAAAGCUCAUUCGUCGACUGGCCGAGCUCAUUGGUACUCGAUCCGCUCGAAUCUCUGCCUGUGGUGUCGCUGCCAUCUGUAAGAAGGCUGGCUACAAGGAGGCUCACGCUGGAGCUGACGGAUCCGUGUUCAACAAGUACCCCGGAUUCAAGGAGCGAGGCGCCCAGGCUCUCAACGAGAUUUUUGAGUGGAACCUGCCCAACCCUAAGGACCACCCCAUCAAAAUCGUUCCCGCUGAGGAUGGUAGCGGUGUUGGAGCUGCUCUGUGCGCUGCUCUCACCAUCAAGCGAGUCAAGCAGGGUCUUCCCGUUGGUGUCAAGCCCGGUGUCAAGUACGAUAUUUAG
Messenger RNA from Yarrowia lipolytica CLIB122, 1605 nucleotides. NCBI's taxonomy places the organism in Eukaryota, Fungi, Ascomycota, Dipodascomycetes, Dipodascales. The record is from RefSeq and is a predicted model, not a curated record.